UCGCCAUACACAAAGAUGCCAUUGUCUGGUUUCUAUGGCGUCCGAUUCUCAAACAAUGCCGAACCGAAGCGAGUCAAAGAUCAGCAACGGUCCCGCAAAAUGGCAGACAUCAUGGGAACUUUCGUGAAAAUCAUCUCAGUUCUUGUGGCUUUCAGCUUGUUCCUAGGGUCAUCAGCUGAAAAUCUAGCUUUGAAAAGGCCUAUAGAAGCAAAUUUCACAUGUGGCAGCCCGCCAGAAAUUUAUUACAAGACAUGGCAAGAUCAAUACAGACCUAACAAGAGAAGGCAAUUCACCUGCAAUGCCAGUGACGCUAUUGAUUCCCAUCCUCCAAGCAGGAUGGUUGAUGCAAACUUUGACACAUACUGGCAAUCAAAGGCAGGCAUGGAGAUCACUAACAUUACUAUUGAUCUAAGAUCUGAAACCCAAAAGUUUAUAUUUGUGAGGACUAUCAAUAUCACAUUUGAAGCCUACCAAAGACCAGGACAAAUAUUAUACUUAAAGUCAAGUGAUGGAGGAGUGACAUUCACACCAUGGCACCGCUAUGUGUCUUUCCCAUUUGAGUGUCAAUCAGUAUUUGGUGUGACUUUUGCUGAGCGACCGUUUCUUGUCAAAUCUGUACUGUGCAAAAAUUAUUUGGAGCUCCUGCCAAGCAAAGGAAACCAGUCGGUUUUUGUUGAUCUUUAUGGUGGACGGUCUUCAACAAAUAGCCCACAAUUACAGGAAUGGCUUAAUGCAACUCACAUCCGAAUGCGUUUUUCUGGACUCUUUAAAAAAUUUGACAUCUUUUCUAAAAACUGGCAUCAUUACGCUGUUCGAGAGAUCAAAGUCACUGGCUCCUGUUUCUGCAAUGGCCAUGCUUCGGGAUGCACCAUUAACUCAACAACUGGUGCAAGGUCCUGCCAAUGCCGCAAUAAUGCUUGUGGCCCAUUAUGUGACAGGUGCUGUCCAGCCUUUAACCAGUAUCCAUGGAAACAGGGAACAGGGGCGCCUUUUGAACAUUUUUUGAAGAAAGUUGCUGAAAAAGAGUCUUUGAAUAGCAAACUGGAAGACCCAAAGAUCAGUAACUUUCCCAAUUAA
This is a messenger RNA of Rhopilema esculentum, 1077 nucleotides long. The record is from RefSeq and is a predicted model, not a curated record. Lineage: Eukaryota; Metazoa; Cnidaria; Scyphozoa; Rhizostomeae; Rhizostomatidae.